GCAACAAAAUUCACCUCUUUGGAAACAUUUUCCUCAAGGAAACCCCGUCGCGGUUUGAUGAAGUCAUCAUGAAAAACACGAUACAGUACAGGCUCCACUCAGUCCACUGGUGUCUAUGAUAAAGUCAAGAGGGAGCGCCGAACUGGAGGCCAGUUUCACAAUGAUCCCACCGCAACCACCGGGAUCGCUCAUUCUCAUCGAUUGGUACCGGUCUGCUGACAGCAAGGAAUACUUCAAUCGAAUAAAAAACAAGAAGCAACGCAGACGUUUUGGUCUGCUUGAAGCUCCAGUGCUGCCUCCUCACCUGAGUGUGGAUACUGUUCGCUACAAGGUAUUUAUCUCAGGGAAGAGUGGUGUGGGGAAGACUGCUCUUGCUGCCCGGCUUUCUGGUCUGGACAUUCCAAACAUGCACUAUGAGACCACUGGAAUUGAGAGCACAGUGGUGUUUUGGCCAGUGAAGCUGAGAGAUAACGGGCAGGUGCUGUUCUUCCGGCUGCAGCUGUGGGACUGUGGGGAGAACGCCCUGCGCAGAUUCGACCACCUCCUUCCGUCUUGUAAGGAGCAGGUAGAUGCCAUUCUCUUCCUGUUCUCCUUCACGGACCGGGCCUCCUUUGAAGAUUUGUCCAAUCAAAUUGCUCGAAGCUCUGAACCUUCAGACAGUGUCGUAAAGUUGAUCGUGGGAACAAAAUUUGACCUUUUCAUGCACGCGGACGUAACGGACCAAGAUGUCAGGAAGUUUCAGGAGGUGUGGGGGCUGCCUGUGUUCCGCAUGGGGGCCGAUGUGGUUGGCGCAUUUGGGGAGGUUGCCCCCCUCCUCAAUGCCCUGGCAGAGAGCCUGUGGCAUCAGGACUGCAUGAUGGUCGGGGCAACACGCCCCAGCCCGGCCACUGGGACCGGGGCCGAGACCGGGAGUAUGACCAGAACCUGACCGCUGCCCAUACUUUCCAAACUGAACUUUGCUGUGAAGUGGCCUUCAGUGUGCGGACCUUCUGCGUGUCUGAGGCAGUAGAGCUGGGGAAAAACAGACCUCGUUCCAGUGUCCUUCUCUGGUGUUGACUCAGCUCUGUUCAUCCCGUGUUUGACUUUGUUUCAGUAGACGGAACCGGACGUGUUCCUGUGACAAACAUUCAACAGAGUGGAGCCCCAAAACUUCAGUGGCACUUGGAAGAGAGCUCACCCUAAAAUGUAACUUUCACAUUUCUAGCUAGAAACCUUCUGUCUCGCUAAUGUACAGUACUGUGCAAAAGUCUUAGGUACCCUAGAUUUUUAUAUAUACUCACCGAGCACUUUAUUACGAACAUUUUUACUUUAUUACAUCUACUUAUUUAGAUUAUCAAAUCCGCUAAUUGUGUGGCGGCAGUGCGAUGCAUACAUUCAUGUAGAUACAUCAGGAGCUUCAGUUAAUGUUCAUCAACAUCAACCAUCAGAAUGGGGAAAAUUUUUUAUCUAAGUGACUUUGACCGUAGAAUGAUUGUUGGUGGUGGACGGUGGUUUGAGUAUCUCAGAAAAUGCUGAUCUCCUGGGAUUUUCACACACGCUAGUCUUUAGAUUUUGCAAAUAAUGGUGCAAAAAACUUUACAGAAUCCAGUGAGCAGCAGUUCUGCAGACAGAAAUGCCUUGUUAAUGAGAGACGUCAGAGGAGGAUGGCCAGACUGGUCAAAGCUGACAGGAAGGUGACAGUAACGUAAAUAACCACACAUUACAACAGUGGUAUGCAGAAGAGCAUCUCUGAACACACAAUGCAUCAUAACUCUAAGUGGAUAGGCUACUGCAGUAUAAGCCUAGAAAAUAAGUAAUUGAGACCUAAAAAAUUGUGCUCGGUGAGUGUAUAUAUUUUUUGUUUUUAAUUUCUUUUUUCUUUUUUCUGCAUUAGUGUGUCAGUAGAAAAUAGCAAAUUACAGAUUUCCAUACAUUCAAUUAACAUAAAAAAUAAAAACAAAAAAUUUUUUGCGAAGCAGAAUGCUUUAUUUCAUUAAAUAAAGUAACAUAUUAAGCAGUAGACCACUUUUCAGUGAAACCUUGACAGAUACUGUCUGGGAUUUCCUGCCAAGCGGGUCAGUCAAAGUCUGCAUGAAACUGCAGGACAGCAUAGCUAAGGGAACUAAUGCAGUUUUAAACUUUUGAUUACAUUGUUGUACCUACAGUACUGUAGGUAACUAUAGAUCUACAGGCACCAUAAGUGACACUUUUAAACCUGCAUUUGAAACCAUUAUUAAAGUGCAGUUGAAUUUGCCUAUGUGUACUUUGGUAGUAGUUCUGCAUCCUGUAUCACAGUUGAUUUACAAAUCACUGUUAAUGCUACAUCAUUUAAUACAGAGUAAUGCAUUUUAAUGAAUUCAUGAAAUUUAUUUUAUUAGUUGUAGAUGGUUGCACUCCCACCUGUUGACUGGUGUCCUGUCCUGUAAAUGACAGCUUGGAAGCUGCUCCCAUCACAGUAUGAGAAUCUGGCAGGCUGGAGGCCAAAGAUCUGAAUCUCCAUUUCUUUCUGUCCCAAAUAAGAGUCUUUAGAUAUGGUUUUCUACUUAACAGGAAACAUUACUUGAACAUUUUAAUUUAAGUAAUAAUUUAGUUAUUUUUGGAUGAAUGAUGUUACA
Messenger RNA from Conger conger (European conger), 2594 nucleotides. Its product is annotated as ciliogenesis and planar polarity effector 2-like. The record is from RefSeq and is a predicted model, not a curated record. The coding region runs from base 116 to 928 and encodes 270 amino acids. The transcript is spliced from 6 exons. NCBI's taxonomy places the organism in Eukaryota, Metazoa, Chordata, Actinopteri, Anguilliformes, Congridae. Gene Ontology annotation, molecular function: GTPase activity; GTP binding.